AUGGGAGAGCUGUCUCAGGCGGCGUCGCUCCGCGGCCACCGUGGCGGUGUGAACUGCCUCGCGGGCGAGGGUGACAUGCUGGUCUCGGGCGGCGAGGACGGGACCGUCCGUCUCUGGGACCUCGGCGCGCAGAGGACGGCGCGGGCGAUGGUUGCUCCCGGCGCUCAGGCCGUGAACGCUCUCGCCGUGGGCCGUGGAGGGUGCGAGCACUUUGUCUUUGGCGCCGCUGGACGUGACGUCUUUGCUUACGACCUGCGCGCUCCGGGCGUGCUGAUGCGCGAGCCUGCCGUGCCGUCGCUCGGCGGGAGCAGCGACGAGGUGGGAGCGCUGGCAAUCGACGCGGCUGGCGAGCAUGUCGCGAUCGGCGACGACUCGGGCGAGGUGCGCGUCGUCAACCUCGAUGGCGAUAGCCAGCCGCCGGAGCUGGACGCCGCUCACGGCUCCAUCUGUGCCUGCCUCGCCUUUCGCCCAGCCGGUGGCGGCGGCGGCGGGCUCGAGCUGCUUUCGGGUGGGACGGAUGCGUUUGCUGCGCCGCGCGUGAUCAACCCGCGGCACGUUCACUCGCUCGCCUUUGAGCCCGGCGGCACCGCCUUUGCCGCCGCCCUCGGCGACGGGUCGAUCGAGCUGCGAGACGCGAACCACGGCGCUCUCCUCGCGGCGGCUCCGUCCGCGCACGGCGCCGCCGCGUCGCAGGUGGUCUUUGCGCCGCAGCUCGGCGGUGCAGGGUGGGGGACGGCGGUGCCGCUCCUCUCUGCGGGCGACGACUCUCGGCUGCGCCUAUGGGCGUGCGAGCCGCCGCCGGCCGAGGGGGCGUCGGAGGGGGCCAGCUUGCGCGCGGUGGGGUCGGCGAGCCUCGCGCAGAAGCCGAACUGGGUGUUGCCCCACCCGUCGGGCGUCGUGUGUGUCGCCGGCACUUCCGACGCGGUGGGUGUGUGGCGCGUCUCUGGCGGCAUACGCAUACGCACCUGA
Molecule: messenger RNA, 969 nt
Organism: Emiliania huxleyi CCMP1516
Lineage: Eukaryota; Haptophyta; Isochrysidales; Noelaerhabdaceae
Exons: 2
Coding region: 1-969 (322 amino acids)
Molecular function (GO): protein binding
Source: RefSeq, a predicted model, not a curated record